AUGGGCCGGCCGCCAAAGUACGACUGGGAUGACAAACGCGACAUCUGCUACAAGCUCUGGGUCGUCGACAAACUCAGCACCCCAAACAUUGUCAAAUGGUUCGCCGAGCACUUCAAGCUGCCCGAGUCCGAGGUGCCGUCGGUCUCGCAGUUCCAUCAGAAGUUCCGCAACUGGAACUUUCCCGGAAGACGCGACAAAUGGACGGAAGAGGAGUAUGAGAAACUGACGGCGAGGACGAAGGAGCUGUUCGAGCAUUAUGUCACCGCGGGGGACAUCCAGAAGACACUGAAGGAAGAAGGAUGGGAUUUGAACGAUUACGACUUUCGCGCGUUAAGGAAGAAAAAUGGCAUGUUGAUGAGAAGCAUGAAUGGGUACAAACCUUUACCUAGCAACAAGAGACCUCGCACGGAGAGUGAUGCGGUUGAGGGGCCCACAGCUGAAGAAGAAGAACAACAACAACAAUCGGAGGAUCAAGCCACUCCCGAGGAAGAUGCCCAGCAGACCACACUUCCCCCGGAGGAAGCAGCGCGUCGGGCCCAACGUCUGGCCGAGCUUCAGAUGCAGAGCGAUGAGCUACUACGCACACGCAAACGUCGUCGCCGCAUUCGAGGCUAUGGCCCCAUGCCAGCGGAUGACCCCAGCAUCGGGCCUCGCUACGGAUCGGAAACGAGUCUCGACGAAUGCAAGGCCUUCCUCCAACUCUCCAACGAGACAUACAUGGAGCUUCGUGAUCAGUUCGAAGCCAUCUGUCGCGAAGAGGGGAUCAUCAAAAUGACCUUAUGCGCCGACGGCCAAUGGCAAGCCGCUAAAGAUCGCCUC
Molecule: messenger RNA, 819 nt
Organism: Neohortaea acidophila
Lineage: Eukaryota; Fungi; Ascomycota; Dothideomycetes; Mycosphaerellales; Teratosphaeriaceae
Exons: 1
Source: RefSeq, a predicted model, not a curated record